AUGGUUAAAUCGAUUCACACGCCCAUCAAAAAGUGCCUGCAUUGCGCAGCAAAGACCUUCAGAUACCGCGGGCAGAAGGGUGUGGCUGCGUCGAUUGUCGGGCCAGAGCACAUGAGCGAGGUGAGCACCACCCAGGUACAGUGCGGGCGGCGCGGGUGCAGGAUCGUGCACCGCACGAACUUCGCGUGGCCCAAGAAAGUGGACACCCUCACCUUCAACCAGAUGAAGAUGCAGGGGGUCUACUUUGUGACCAACAAGCUCGGGUUCACGAUGACCUACCUGGAGCUCCAAUACCUGCGACUGAUGCGUGGCCGCUUGGUGCCUGGGCAGGAGGUGGACGCCCUUCAGAUAUAUGAAGGAGGCGAUGUAGCGUCAAAGAGCAUGCACAAUCUCAGGGAUAACCUCUUCCAUGCGCUGGAAGGCUUCGCCCUGGCGAGGCGAACGCCUGAUGACGUGGUGCAGUUCGACGUCAACUUCCCGGCCGGCGUCUUCACCAAGGACAGGAGCCCCGUGCUGUUCCCCCCAGCCACCGAGUGCAAGUCGAUAUGCUUUGACGGGCUGUUCGGGCUGAGCCGCGCCUUGGACCCCCACGUUGACGGCCCGCGCCGCGCCCUCGGGAAGAUCAGGAAGAGGACCGCGAAGAAACCGAGCGGCAAGAGGUCGAGGUCGAAGGCCGCGAAGAGCGUGGUCAAGGCGAAGUCCAAGAAGAAGCAACUGUACUACAAGGACGAGGACAGGACGGCCACGUGCGCUUCGAAGGACAAGAUCAGGCGGACGCUGCCCGGCCGCACAGGCGGGUGGCAGUUCGCCCUCGACCCAUCGACCAUGCAGGUGCUCGGAGCCAUGGAGCACAAGGAGAACGAGUGCACGACCGACAAGAUCACGUUGCUGAAGGCGGUCAUGGGCAUGGAGGGGGUGAACGCCGACCUCCUGAUCCACGACGACAUGUGCCACUUCGAGAGGUCCGCGCUGAUCCACGCGCCAGAAGCUUUCGCCGCCGUGAAAUACUGGGUCAUCGACAAAUUCCAUCGGAAGAACCACGUUUGCAGCAAGUGCGUGUGGACGCACCGCGAGAAGAUCCGCUGCAAGGGCAUUCCAACCAGUGCCUCCGAGUCCUUCAACGCCUGGAUCCGCGUGGUGAACUUCUUCGUCAACUCCAUGCGUCCAGCCAGCCACCGGUUCUGGGUGACCGAGUUCAUGCAGUUCUUCAACGACCACCCGGAGGCCGGCAUGCUCAUCUUAGCGAAGCCCAGGUUCCACAAGCCAGGCAGGCGCGCCUCGCAGGACUGA
This is a messenger RNA of Prorocentrum cordatum, 1290 nucleotides long. Lineage: Eukaryota; Dinophyceae; Prorocentrales; Prorocentraceae. The record is from the annotation of a GenBank genome assembly.